This is a messenger RNA of Rattus norvegicus (Norway rat), 8200 nucleotides long. NCBI's taxonomy places the organism in Eukaryota, Metazoa, Chordata, Mammalia, Rodentia, Muridae. The record is from RefSeq and is a predicted model, not a curated record.
UGAGGGGAGUAGGUUUGACGUGAAGCAGUCUGAAUGUAUAUGAACAAAAGCAAACCAGUAUCAGAGUACAGAUUUUAGUUACUGGUGGCUGAAUUACUACAAACCGAUUUCUAAGAACUGCUCUGUACUUUUUCACAUGUCAAAUAGUCAUAUGAACAACAGCAAUAGGAAUGUUUCAAUUAUGAAUUAUUGGUAAACCAAGGAAACCCAGAAUGACAACAGUCCCUACAACCCACAUCCAACCUUUAGGACCCAGACGUUUUCAGGGGGGAAAAGGUGAAAAGACUAACGGAUGUGUAAACUGACUUCACUCUUUCCUGAUCUCCUCUUCAAAAAAUAAAAUAAAAUAAAGCCUUGUUAAGUGCGGCAUUCUUAGGUGGACACAUGACGACUGUGUGCUCCAAUGAGUUUUCAUCAGCAAUUGUACAAAAUCAACACCUUAGUUUAAAAAAAAUAAAAAAUAGCUCUCAAAAAUGUCCACAUAUGCCCUCCCAUCAGGUCUUUCAAAUCUAUACAUUCUCCUCAUUUCUUAAUUCUGCCCUUUUGAAUCAUCUCUAAAAUGUAUUUGGUAGUGGGGUGCACACAUACAUCAAGAUCCACGUGUGGAGGUCAAAGGACAACUUGGUGAAGCCACUUCUUUCCUUCCAUUGUCACUGACUUCUGGGGAUUCAGUUUGGGUCAUCAGGCUUGCGCAGCGAGCACCAUUGCCCAACUGAGCUCUACUGCCAGCCCUGAUCUUCAUGUGAAUGGAGUAUUAUUUAUGUCUGAAAAAUAGCUUUUUCUUUUGUACUGAUAUACAAGAUCUCACUCUAUAAGUAGUUAGUUGUGAUGUAUUGCUUUUAAACUGUUGACAUUUAGGUUGUUUUUUGUUUUUUGCUAUUAUGAACUGUACAUUUAUGAGCAUUCUUACACACAAAUUUCAGUGAGCAAGUAAAUAUUUCUUUAGGGGUGCAUAAUAUUCAGCUUUUGUGAUUACUAUCAUAUAUUUUCCCCUCAAAAAAUGCUAUUUCUUUGUCACCUGUCUUAUUCAAACCUUGGGUAAAAAAGAACAUGAAGCCUCUUCCAUAAACAAACGUAAUUAGGCAGACAGGAUUCCAAAGACGCGCUUGAACACAGCACCUGCCCUCGAGGCCGCAGACCAGAGAUACACAUGGAAAUAAAGGACCUGAUACAUUAUCGUUGAUACAAUGUACUGAUAUACUUCACCUGAUCGUCUUAAUAACCACAGGAGAUUAGGUUAAACCUCACAUCACUAUUGUUCCUGUGUGGAAAGGGAUACCUGUGGGGUGGCUUCCCAAGAUCACAUAGCUGAGUCAUGAAUCAGAAAUAGAGCCUCAGCCUGCAGCCUCCUAACCCAUCUCUACUGCAUUUCUCACAACUAAGCCCAUUGGAAGCAGCCAGAAAUUCUAGUAAAACUGAAACUGGAAGAGGAAGAUCUAGGAUUUAAACGCCUGCCAAGCUCCAGAAGGACUACAAACGGUACAACUUAGGGGCAGCUUGUCAGCAUCUGCAGGCAGAACUAAGCUUAUUUCAGUAUUUCCUGAGAAAUAAUUUUUAAACGUAUAUUAAUAAAAAAAAUUUGGUUAGAACUCUUUUAAUAGAAAGGUUUUGUUCUAGAAAUUAAUUUAAGAUGAAAAAUAUGGCUUCAAACAAAUAUCAAAAUUAUAUUUACAAUUGCUAUAAAACUAAAAAACUGACACUAAAUGAAGAACUGCACUAAUAGUUUGGAAUCUGCUGUAAUCUAAUUACAGUAGGUACCUGGUUGUAUCAAUUCGGGUAGGUGGUGGAAAUACCAGAGGUUCACUUGUACAACUUAGUUUUAAAAGAAUUAUAGACUUGUGUUUUAUUUUUGUUUGUUUUGUUUCAUUUUCAGGACAGGGUUUCUCUUUGUAUCCCAGGCUGACCUGGAACUCAAAAGAUUCACCUGCCUCUGUCUUCAGAAUGCUGGGAUUGAAGGCAUGAGCCACCAUGCCUGGUAGAUUUGUGUAUUCUUGAUGAAACUUAAAUGACAAACAUCAAAGUUAUUCACAGGCAGUUUAAAAGAUGCUAUCUUAUGUUUUUUCUGUGCCUAACAAUUGUAGUGUUCUAUGAUGGCCAGGGCCACAGUGAGGGCCACCCACAUGGGUCCUUCUCAGCACUCAGACUCCUCUCUGUAAUGUAGAAGCACUAUAACAGUUGAGUAAAGAAGCACUCUGGUUAACUUCUUUUUAAAACUUAAUUUAUAUACAAAGUGAUUUAAAAGUGAAUCUAAAUCAUGGGUGAAAACAGUAUACAGGUUCCUAGCCAGAGAGACUGGGAAGACUACAGCAGGUCAGAAUUUUCUUUGAAAUAUCUCAAGCAAUAGGAAUAUGCCCCCAGCCCUAAGCCCUCAUGCUUGCUGUCUGCUGGUACACACCUAGAAUACUUGGGGAAGGCAGUCACCAAGGAGGGUUAACACACCAGUCUGGAAAGAGUGACUAGGAAAGCCAGCUAUUCCCAAGCUACAGUCAAGGAAGGGUGAGCUCAGGGCUGAGAGUCCCUAGACUGGAAGCACGCUGUGACCAAGGACGCUUUGCUUUUCAGGGCAAGCAGUUUAAUGCUUACAGAAUCUUAAUGGGUUCUAUGAUCUUCAAAAGAGAAAGAAAGAAAGAAAGAGAGAGAGAGAGAGAGAGAGAGAGAGAGAGAGAGAGAGAGAGAGAGGAAGGAAACCAAUUAAAUUUUUUUCUGUUCAAUAAAGCAAAUAGGAUAUUUUAUCAGAAAACUGUAUUAGCUACAGAAUAUUUUACACUCUUAUGUCUUAGUUGCCUAAGGCAUAUAAAGCUGUUAAAAUACAUUUGUAGCAUAUUGUGUACAAGUAGUAUCCCCAAUGACAGUAUAUACUUGUUUCUCCCUUAAUGUAUUAAGACAGAAUAGGAGUCUUCUACAAAUGAGAUUAAAACUGAGUGCUAGCUUCUGCCUAGUCUGACUGGGUGGACUUCCUAAGGAGAAGGAGCGGUAAGAGGGCACCUGUGUGCAUGUUUGACUUGCAGCCAAAAAUGGUGUUUAUGGAAAACUUCAGAUGGAGCCCAGAGGCACUCAGCCAACAAAAUCUACAGCUGUGAAACUUGGAGCUUACAAGGACCCAAUCUCCAAAAGCAAAAGCGGAAUUAUGGGACAGACUUUGAAGCUUGUUUAUGUGCAAAUUUUUGUAGCAAGUAACUUUAUAUUUCUCUAUUAAAUAGUGAGAGGGAACCCCAUCCAAGUGUGGCCACUUACUUACCCUUGCUCUCAAUAGUUACUUGUAAAUACAAUUCCAGAGUGGUGGAAAGAGGAGUUGAAAGUCUACCCUUAGGAGUCUCUAAACUUCUGCAGCCUAACCUCUGCUCAGCUGGUGAGCAGUCCUGAAAACACAGCCGCUUCUGGCUGGACAACAACUAGAGAAGCUGCAGCAUGUAAGAAUGUCUCUGAAAAAGUACCUCAAGCAAUGGGCACAUGUCCUUGUCCCCACAGCCCUUAUACUCACAAUGUACUGACAGCACACCCAGAAGCUGCCUGUUGUCCUACCACACAAACUAGAAAGAGUCUAGGUGUCUUUAACACAGUUAAGAAUACUGUGGCGGCCAGUCAGGCAGACUUGAUGGGAGAAUAGGCAAGACACUACGCUAUAAGGUCAACAAAUCCUUUGUCAUUUUAAAGAAAACUGUAGUGUAUUUCUAGAUUGUAUACUGAAAUACUUCAGCUAAAAUAGGAAUUAAUACCUUUAGGGACAGAGAUUUGGAUCUAAUAAAGACUAAUUUACUUGUAUAUGGCACCUGGUAUAAUCAUUAUGUUUUUUUUUUUUUGGUUCUUUUUUUUUUUUUUUCGGAGCUGGGGACCGAACCCAGGGCCUAGGCAAGCGCUCUACCACUGAGCUAAAUCCCCAACCCCAAAUCAUUAUGAUUUUUAAUAAAAAGCAAAUCAUCAAUGGGACAGUAGCAUUUAUGUCAUACACAGAAGAGAUGCUUCAGAUCCAACUCCAACUCCUCACUAUGACAUACCUACUGUGUGUUUCAGGAUGACGGUGCUGUAUCCUCUGUGCCAUUAUCAAUGUCACCUCAGCCAAGUUGAUAGCACCAACUUAAAUGACUGCCGUAGGAUGCUGUGCUCCAGAGUCAAAGUAUAACAUCCACAGCCAGCCAUCAGUGAUCAUCACUGUCCAUGACAGGCCUUCAAGUUGGAAGCAUUCCAGAAUCAGGAAUACCACACAAAGCCACUGUGUGGGUGCAUGGCUGGGUAUGUGUAGGUAAACUUAACAGUAUCCUUAACUUACUGUAUCAUUUUUGUGUCCAAACAGCCUAAAAUAGAGCACAUUAUUGAAAAAGUCUAGUCUACAGGCUCAGUAUUAGGGAGGCUGAUGCAGGGGAAUUUACACUCAAGGCCACAGUAAACUAUACAGUAGAAAUUCCUAUUUGUAAGGUGGCAAUGGGGAUGUGGCAGUGUCCUAAGUUGAAUGACAAGCUUUUGUUUGACAUACUAUGCAUAACAGUGGAAAAAGAUACACUAACAUGCUUGUGCUUUUGGGGAAGAAAUAUUCCUCUACUUGCUCUAGUGCCUUUGCUAUUUCACUUAGGUGUUUUCCUCCAUCAGCCAGCUAGAAAAUGACACAAAUUCCUACUUGCACACACAGAAUAAGUCUUACACACCAAUCUCACCUUGAUUACCCUCCAUCCCUGGUUCUAAAGGUCAAAGUUACUAGUGCUGUGUCUCAACUUGUAUUGAAAUGUCUGGCAUUAAUAAAACAAAGAAGGAAUUAAUGUAUUUUUUAACUUGUGAAGGGAAGGAGAGGAAUCCACAAAGUCGGAUUUCCCUUCCUAAGUAGCAUUAGAUUGGUCUACAUUCAUAACUUUCCCAGCAGGCCUUUCCAAGCUUUUACUUCAAACAAACAGUGUCUUUGUUUUCCAGAUCCUCUUAUGUGUAACAUUUGAUCAAAGUUUUAAAACUGGCAGCUAACAGAGGAGAAGGAAAUACUGCUCACUAGGCAUUACACAAGGCCAUACUUUUCAGCUCAUGUGGAGGCUGCUACAAGCUGGACUGCUGACAUUUUCUAGGAUUCACCUUAAAGAGAAUUACAAAGCAUCAAGCAAUCAUAUUCCUAGUCAAGCCUACUACACAACUUUAAUACCGAACAAAGACCAAAGUUCUUCCUUUGCAAUUAAGAAGGGGGGAGGUACUGUUUCAGAGCUAAUUGGCCCCCCUGCAGACUAAGUGACCAAUCACAUCAGCUUCAGCUGAAACCAGCCCUCACGGACAUUAUAAACACAGGAAUGUAAGCUGCAAAGCCAGUCCAAGACGAGAACCUACAAACGACACUGCAGGUUAAAACUACCUGGCCAAAAAGACAAGAGUCUGCUAGCUUCCUUAAGACCUUCCUUGGUAGGCUGAUCCCACAAAAGAACUGAGAAACACAGCCUGAGAUGGACAGCAGGAAUUGUAAAGUUAAUGCUCCUCUCCUAAGUCAAAGAUACCGGAGGAUGGUCACAAAAGAUGGCCACAGCACACUUCAAAUGGAUGGUGCUCAAAGAGGUCUUGUGUAUCUUCGGGAUGCAUGGGGAAUCCUAAUGGACAUGCGCUGGCGCUGGAUGAUGCUGGUCUUUUCUGCUUCUUUCGUUGUCCACUGGCUUGUUUUUGCAGUCCUCUGGUAUGCUGUAGCUGAGAUGAAUGGUGAUCUGGAAAUAGACCACGACGUCCCGCCUGAAAACCACACUAUCUGUGUGAAGCACAUCACCAGUUUCACAGCUGCGUUCUCCUUCUCUCUGGAGACACAACUUACAAUCGGCUAUGGCACCAUGUUCCCCAGUGGGGACUGUCCAAGUGCAAUCGCCUUACUUGCCAUACAAAUGCUCCUAGGCCUCAUGCUAGAGGCCUUUAUCACAGGUGCCUUUGUGGCGAAGAUUGCACGGCCAAAAAAUAGAGCUUUCUCAAUCCGAUUCACAGACUUAGCAGUUGUAGCUCACAAAGAUGGCAAACCUAAUCUUAUCUUCCAAGUGGCCAACACCCGGCCCAGCCCUCUGACCAGCGUUCGGGUCUCUGCUGUACUCUAUCAGGAAAGAGAAAAUGGUGAACUCUACCAGACCAGUGUGGACUUCCACCUUGAUGGCAUCAGUUCUGAGGAAUGUCCAUUCUUCAUCUUCCCGCUAACCUAUUAUCAUACUAUCACACCAUCAAGUCCUCUAGCUACCCUGCUCCAGCAUGAGACUCCUUCACACUUUGAAUUAGUUGUGUUCCUCUCAGCAAUGCAAGAAGGCACUGGGGAAAUCUGCCAAAGGAGGACAUCCUACCUACCCUCUGAGAUCAUGUUACAUCACCGAUUUGCAGCUCUAAUGACUCGAGGUUCCAAAGGUGAGUAUCAAGUCAAGAUGGAGAAUUUUGACAAGACUGUUCCUGAACAUCCAACUCCUGUGGUCUCUAAGAGUCCACAUAGGACUGACCUAGAUAUUCAUAUCAAUGGACAAAGCAUUGACAAUUUUCAGAUUGCUGAAACAGGGCUGACAGAAUAAGACUCAUCUACAUCAUCCUACUUCUUAAUGUAUUAAAUAUAUGCAGCCAGCUAUGCAGCUAUUUUCCUUCACUGUAUUUCAUGUUUCCUUGUUCUCAAUGCUGAUUAUAUCAUAGUAAUCAUGUCGAUGCCCACAAAAGAAAAAGAAAAAGAAAAAGAAAGGCAAAGCUAACUAUACACAUCCCCAAAAAACAAAACAGUUCUAGUUACCUAAUUUAUAUCAGAGGUAAUCUGUUCUUGUCAAUCUGAUAAGUAUCCAUGCUAGCAAAUCUGCAAAGAUGUAGGCAUGGUAACAGAAGGGAAGAUAAAAUGGACAGUGAUGGCAUACAGUUGGACUCUAAGAAAAAUCACCUUUCAUUUUCAUCUGUAAACUCAAAUAGUCUACUUUCAAACCUAGCUCCCUGGGUGGAAAGCUGAUUUCACAAUAUUUAGUGAACAUCCUUGUACAACUUUUAUUUUUUCAAGACAACAAACAUCAUUCCUUUAAUUCUUUAAACUACAAAACUAGGGUAAGUAUUAUCUCCUCAAUUUCUAACAGCUAGAAAUAAAAGUACAAAAGAAAAGUAACAAUAUCAAUGUUUAGAUAAUCCCCAAAGCAUUUGAAUACAACACCCAAACACACAUGUAUGUGCAGUUAUGUAUUUGUGGUAAAUAUUCAGAACAAAUAAGAAAAGCUCUGGCCCAGAUAGAACUUGUAGGGUGGUAUUUCUGUUAAGGAGAUGCAAAACUGUAUGUUUCUAAUAUGUUAAAGUCUGACUUGCAGAACACUCAAGUAAUCCAAAAGCUCAUCCCUUCGUCAUUUGAACUGCUUCCGCCCUGAGUAAAAGAUUGUCUUCAUACUCGUGACCCAUUCAAUGGCAUAGAAGUCCUACAAACUUUCUAAAUACAAAUAUGUAUUUACGUUUUUAUAAAUCAAGGGCUUAAUUAAAUAUAUAACUCAACUGGGAAAAAUCCCCAAUAGAUAAAGCAAAAAAUUAGGUAACAAAGUAUUUUCAAACCCAAAUUCCUGUUUCCAACAUCAAAUAGCUCUUUCUAUAAACACAAAUGCGUGUUUAUUCACCAGUGGGAGGCUGGACUGGCGGAUCUCUAUUAUUUCAUUCCAAGUCUAAUAUUCCAUGAAAACUAUGCUUUCUCUGCCUGCUUUUAUUUUAUAUAUACUAAGAUGAACCCCUUUUUAUAUCCAGCUUAAAAUACUUCUUUAAGUAAUUUUCAUUUGAAUUAAAAAACUGAGCUGAGUUGUCCUUUAGCAAAACAAAAACAAAAAAAAAAUUAUACUAUCAAGUUUCAAAGAGAUCUGCAUGGUUUCUCUUCCAUUUCCCUUAUUUGGAAUUAAAUGGGAAAAGUAACAGAUUAACUUUCACUGCAGUAGAUGAGCCGGUCACAAUCAUCUUGAAAUAUAGACUACAUAACAGUAAAUGUUACAGACAGCAGGGAGUCACAUUUUUCUACUCAAAAAAAGCAAACAAAUCUAGACAGAAAGAAAACGACGACGAUGACGACAACAACAACAUUGGAGUGCCCUACGAAUGGUAAUAGCAGAAGACUAUUAAGAACAGAGAACCUAUUUACUAUAAAGUAUGACUGCAUAGAAAUGAAGCAUACACUCUUCCAUGACAGGCAGACCAACUUAAGACUGCUGAUAAAGAACAGAGAUUCCUAUGAACAAGAUUAACCCGAACUGUGAAAAUAAACUGUAUGUGAGACUCC